UUGACCUGCUGGCCAUGUUCUUUUUCAUGCACUCCAGGAUACCAUUGACUUUCAUGGCUACAAGACACACUGAUGGCCAACCUACUGUCCACUAGAAGACUCAGGUCCUUCUCUGGAGAGCUCCUUUCCAGUAGGUUGUUUCCCAGUCUGUACUGAUGCAUGCAGUUAUUCUUCUUCAGGUGUAGGGCACUGCAUUUGCUCUUGUUGAAUCUCAUCAGGUUCCUGUCUGCUCGGCUUACCACUACAUGGGAUUUAGUGCCUUGACAUUCACAGAUACAGAUGUUUUUUUCCCAGAGUGCAUGGAAGCCAGCAACAUUUCUCUAGCAACAAUUAAAAAAAAAUAAAAUAAAGAAAAGGAAGAAGAAAAAUCAACAAGCUGAAAAGCAGAGAUACUGGAAUGACUUAAUACCCCUAGGCUUGCACAUCAUGCUUAGACACAAAAGAUCCAGCUUAAACAACCUCAGCUAUUGUCCAUCAGCUAAACCCUAAUUUUCUUCUCCAAGGAACAUGAAAAGAAAUGACUGUAUAGCAGAAGGUGUGGCUUACUUUGUGGAUGGUUAAAUACAUUUAUAGCUCAAUUAGACUAGUUUUUCCAGUAGAAUUGAAUCUGAGUCUGGGAUUGGUAUAUGGCAAGGCACCAGGAGGUGUAGCGUUAAAUCCUGUGGUGAAAACUGGCAGCAGCUUUGUGACCGGGUGACAAGAAUCCACGAAAGAUGAAGCUCUUUCUGCCUCUUCUGUUGGUUGCCAUUGCUGGCAUGGAGUUUGCCCAAACCUUGAAGUGUUACACCUGCCUUGAACCUACAGUAUCUGAGAAGUGCAUGAAGAUCCAGAAGUGUGGUAAGAAUGAAACCAUGUGCAAGACAACCAUGUAUUCCUUGGAGGAAGUUUAUCCUUUUGUGGGAGUCUCAACCGUCACCAAGAUGUGCUCUUCGGUCUGCAUCCCAUCUGAUGUGGAUGGGAUUGGCAUGACGCGCCCUGUCUCCUGCUGUUACUCCAACUUGUGCAACAUCGAUAAUGCGGCCAGUUUGAAAGUCAGCUUUGUGCCAGCUGGGAUGUUAGCAAGUGUUGUUUGUGGUCUCUUCUUCUCUAGACUGUGAGGAGCUGAGGAGGGCAUGUUUCUGCCAAAGAACCCAACAGAGAAGAGAAUGAAACCCUGCGAGCCCAGCUUUCCAUUUGGAUGCCUUAUGGGCUACCUUCAAUGUCUUCCACAAAUGAUAUUUCUAGUUCCCAACCUCCUUCCAUAGUCAGGAGGGAAGGAAAAAAUCAGGAAUUCUCAACAAAAUUUUUGUGGUUGAUUCUCCAACAUUUCCCACAGAAAUAACUUUCUUUCCUUUGCUGGUCUGGUUGAUUUUGAAGUAAAAUAUAUGGUUUUUAUAGUAUAUUUACAGCAAAAGACACAGAGUUAAGAGCAUUCUCUUCCCCACAUGUUCAUCAGCAGAAUAGCUGAACUGACCAAUCUUCUCAUAUGAAAUUCACUUUUAUGUAGCAUAUCCUCUCCAGUCCACAUUUUUUGUGCCGGCCUUUGUGCUGCCUAGAUUUCCUUCUUAGUGCAUAAGAAGUUAGAGAGACAUUUCUAUGCUUCCAGAAUAUGAGAUAGGAGAUUGGUGACCUGAUCCAUGAGAGCUGAAAUACCUUUUGUUUUCUGUACCCUUUUGUGCAAAAUAAAAACAAUGUUGUG
Coturnix japonica (Japanese quail) is the source of this 1678-nucleotide messenger RNA. Its product is annotated as ly6/PLAUR domain-containing protein 2-like. Gene Ontology annotation, cellular component: plasma membrane. NCBI's taxonomy places the organism in Eukaryota, Metazoa, Chordata, Aves, Galliformes, Phasianidae. The record is from RefSeq and is a predicted model, not a curated record.